CUAACUUCUAAGUCACUGGACUCUGGAGGCAUUCAUUGGCAUUGGGGUCAUGCAAAUUUAGAAGCCCAUCUUAGUUAUUUUUAGGCGACCCCGCAGGAUCGCCAACUCCAUGAGGAAACAGCAUUGCAAGCGCACAGCAGUGAUGUUCUGCCUCUUAUCUUGACGUCUUUCCAGAACCACCAUUGCAUCAAGCUUCGCACCCGCCGAGCUUUGAAUCCGAUCAGAAAGUUUUGGAGUUUUGAGAGAGGAGUAAACCAACACUGCGACGUUCUGAGGACACUGCAGCGCCCUUGCGUAUACUUAUACUUUCUUUGGAGGGCCCCUCAAUGGCAAUGUCGGCCGCUCUGAAAGGGCGCUUCGCAAGCACAUCAGCGCUCUCAAGGUGCCUUGAAAAUGUGCCCCUUAAUCAUUCCUGCCGUGCUGGGCCUCCCUCCAUUCAUACCACCAGGCCGCCGGCACACAAAACGCACUGUCCCCACAAAACAGAAAGUCAUCUUAGUCAUCAGAAUCUGUCAGGCGGGUUUUGCGGUGGUUCUCACAGGGCUGUAGAGACCGUGUGGGGGAUCAGGGGGGCGAGAGUGAUGUGCAUGGCAUCUCCAAAUGUGAGGAGUGAAGUUGAGGAUCAUGCGACCUACCUUCGAGACGUCGCUGACAUCACCCCGCCACCUCUCCUGCCAACACUGCUCAAAGCCCUUGAAGCUUCAGGAGAGGAGGUCGUCUCCCCAGCCGAGCGCGCAGGCGUCAUCCCCCUAGUAAUACCUCUCACUAGAAACGAGUCCACAGGCGAGUUGACAGGCAUCUUGCGUUGGCCAACACCGCCCGAAGGGUUAGAGAUGCCUGUCGUCCGAGUGCAAAAGAACGGCCAGCUUUGGCUUCUCGCUAAAACGGUAGAAGAAUUCAUAACCAUGCAAUUAGCGGAAGAGGACGCGGCAGGGGGCUCUGCGCUUGCGUCGGCGCUCGGGGACGAGGGGAAGCGUCUGUACCGGACGGGUGACUUUGCGGCGUCGAAAACGCCAAACGUCAACGUCUAUCUGAUGAAAAGCGUCGGCAAGUUCCCGGACGUGUUUGAGCGGCUGGCGGAGCAGCACUUGGAGCGAAAGGAUGAGGUGUCCUCUUUAGUUACUGCCGAGUACUAUGCGCGAAAACACUUCCCCGGGUUUGGCAGGGCCUUUGUGUACAACGCCAUUCUGUAUAAGCGGUUAGGGCGGAAACAGGAGUCGCGGGACGCAGCGCGGAUAGCGCUGAAGUGCCCCUGGUGGACUCUGGGGGCCAGCUAUGCUGAGGUGUGUGAGUUGGCGGGGUGGGGCGACGAGAAGCUGGAGUUUGUCAAGGAGAAGCUGACGUCAGAGGCGACGCAGGAGGACAUCACCAAGGGCAAGUCACCGGAGCAGGUUGCUCUGGACCAGGCUGCAUACAUGAUGGACAUCGCCGCAGCCGAGAAUAACUGGGAUGACGUUCGAGAACAGAUCGCCGAGUUGUAUGACAGAGGAGGCCUACCAAAGCUGGCGCACUUCUUCAGGGCUGUGGGCUCGUCUUGAGCAUAUGUCCAGUUGGAUCUGAAAGCUCGCUUCUUGAGCGGUCGGCUUGUUGUCAAUCGAGCUGACUGCGAAUGACAAGCUGAAAUGUUGGAUGGAUUCGUGGUGGCCCGAUUUCGGCGGACGUGUAUUCAAACACGUGUUGCUGGCUUGCGCGCAGACUGAUCUUGAAAGCUCAACCAAUUGGUCAUUGAAUAUCUUC
Klebsormidium nitens is the source of this 1737-nucleotide messenger RNA. The record is from the annotation of a GenBank genome assembly. NCBI's taxonomy places the organism in Eukaryota, Viridiplantae, Streptophyta, Klebsormidiophyceae, Klebsormidiales, Klebsormidiaceae.